Molecule: messenger RNA, 5096 nt
Organism: Neoarius graeffei (lesser salmon catfish)
Lineage: Eukaryota; Metazoa; Chordata; Actinopteri; Siluriformes; Ariidae
Gene: cables2b
Product: Cdk5 and Abl enzyme substrate 2b
Exons: 9
Coding region: 41-1480 (479 amino acids)
Biological process (GO): regulation of cell cycle
Source: RefSeq, a predicted model, not a curated record
GCCCGGCUCGGCGCAGGGUUUGGGUUGCUCAGUGGAGAGAAUGGCGGCGGCGGCGGCAGCGGCGGCUCCUCCCGCUCCCUGCAGUCCGUUCAGCGGGCACGGAGAAAGAGCGUGUCCGCGGAGAAGCAAAGACACGCAGAAGAGACGCGCGGCUCUGCUGUUUCUCACCAACAUUUCCCUGGACGGCCGGCCGGUGGUUCGCGUAAACAGCGCGGCUGAGUCUGAAGGCAGUGAGGUCGGUUCGGCGGCGAGUGAACUGAACGGCACCUUCUCGAACCUGUCCGCGGAGAGCGCGCUCCUGAGUGUGCCUCCGAUCCUCGUGCUGCCCUCAGACUCGGACUGCGACAACACGGAGACAUUUCCGGGGUCUUUUUCGUCCUCGCAGGGGAACCUGCUGUCCCCCUGCAGCCUGCAGCCCAGCCCGGUGGGAGCCCGGAAAGCUCCGACCCUCCUGUCCGUCCAGAGCUGCGCAUCAUCUCUGGAGUCCCGACACAGGACACGCAACCUGUCAGGUUCUCAUUGGCCCCGUUCCUUGAAGAAAGUUCACUUCAUUAAGAACAUGAGACAGUACGACACCAGAGGCAGCAGGAUUGUGCUUAUCUGUGCCAAGAGAUCACUGUGUGCUGCAUUUUCUGUGCUGCCAUAUGGAGAGAGCUUCUACAUAAGUGAUCCAGCCCUGAGCACCCCCAGGCGGAGGCACUCAUCUGGGGGGAUUUCCACCACAUUAGAGAUGCUCCCUGGACUGGAGCAGGUGGAGCUUGGCAUGUCUGGCAGGACGGUGUCUUAUGCCCAGUUUCUGUACCCCACCAAUGCACUGGUUCGUGAAAAGCCACCAGAAAUUUCUUUGCAGAUGCCCUACUCCAGAAACAGCAUCCCAUGCAGUAGCUACCCUCCAUCCCGCCUCAACAGCACUGUAGGCUUCGACUUGGGUCUGGAUGACGCUGAUUAUGACCCCAACCUGUUAAGUGACCCGCAGUGGCCUUGUGGGAAGCACAAGAGAGUCCUGAUCUUUGCCUCUUAUAUGACUACAGUAAUAGAGUAUGUGAAGCCAUCAGAUUUGAAAAAAGACAUGAAUGAGACCUUUAAGGAGAAAUUCCCUCACAUCAAGCUCACUCUCAGCAAGAUCAGAAGUUUGAAGCGUGAGAUGCAUGCGGUGGGGGAGGAGUGUGCUCUACAACCGGUCACCAUCGCCAUGGCGUUUGCAUACUUUGAGAAGCUCGUCCUUCAGGGCCGCCUCAACAAGCACAACAGGAAGCUGGUGGCCGCUGUUUGCCUCCUACUGGCCGCCAAAAUCAGCAGCGACUUCAAGAAACAAGAAGUCAAACAGCUGAUUGAUAAGCUAGAGGAGAGGUUUCGUCUUAACCGGCGUGACCUGAUCACCUUCGAAUUCACCAUCCUGGUGGCUCUGGAGAUGGCGCUCUACCUUCCUGACAGCAAGGUUAUGCCACACUACCGCAGACUGACCCAGAGCCCCUGCUGAACCGCUCGUGUUUAUCAGUGUUGACCCAUGAGAGAAAGGGAAAGAAAAGCAUGCCAGUGGCACAUGUUAAAGUUUAGCAGUUGUCAGUGCUGAUGUAUAUCCACACUAAGCUCUGGGAGAAGAGGAAGAGGGUCUAUUUACACUCCUCAGGCUAGUAGCAUGUCUGUGCAUUUUUUUUUUUUUUAGUUAGUUAGUUUUAACUUCUGUUUUGUUUUUUACUUCUUAUCUCACACGGCACUAAUAGCAGUAAUGCGAGGCGAAGAAAAGGUUUUAAAUCAACUAUAAACACUCAAAUAACAAGCGAAGUAUUUUCCCAGAUCCUGUGUGUGUCUGUCUGUGUUUGUGUCUGUACGUCUUCCGUAUCAACUCUCCUUUUCCCGCUCACCUGCACACAGCCGAACAGAACUUAUAGUCUCUACAAAGGAUUAUAUUCAGGCUUUUCCCACAGUGAAAAAACAGAAAGAUUUUAUUCAUCUAUAUUUUAUGCAAUAUAUGAAUUUUUGAUCACAGUUUAUAUUAUUGCGAUCACACGCCUGUAGCAGUAGUAUGUGAUCAGACUCCGUGUGCAGUAUUUGGUCGUGUUCUGGGUUCUAGAAGAGAUUUGAAGGCGCCGGACAAAAAAAAAAAAAAGCGCUCUAUAUUAGAGCUGAUUUGAACUAAAGCACAUUUACUGUGCUUCUGUGUUCUAUUAUUUUCUACUUGUAAACUUAAUUGACCGUUACAGUAUAGAGGGUAGCCCAGUUUAUUUGCCCAGAGUUAUUGGUGCUUUGUUUCUCAUGGUUAGAUAACAGCUACAGUGUCACUCUGAACAUUAAUGUGGAUUUAAUGUGGCAGCCAGUACAAAACCUGCAGCGCUUCCUGUUCCUUUAGGAUACUGAAAAGCACAGAUUAAAACAAGUAAUAGAGAUUUACUCUCUGUACCAACCCUGGAGUGUUUGGAGUGGUUUCGUUUUGCUCGUUGUCUCUGAGAUUUACUGAGACACUUUACAGGCACUGUAACGCAGAGGUGUCCUACAAACAGCCUCAUAAAAGUGAAAAGCUUUUGAGUCUGUGAAGCAAAUUAAAAUCCUCUUUUGCACUAUAAUUGUAUUGAAAUAUUUAAAAAGAAGAAAAAAAAGUCUCUGUUUUUCCCCUAGGGGGCAAACUAGAGUAAUCAACAUCUCAAUUCAUUUCAUUACCAAUUUGAUCCUGCAACCAGAUCUCUUUCCAUAAGAAUAAUUUAAGGUUGUCGGUGUGUUUUGUUGUUUUCUUUUCCAAGCAGCAAGUGCAAAUACUUGUUAUGCAGUCAAAACUUUUACAUUUUUAAUUUGUAAACAUGUUUGCAAGCUAUAUCGAGUUGUGUAGAAUCAUGCUAUAUAACGUAUUAUGUAUAAUCCCAAUUCGAGGGGGGUGAAUACUUAUGCAAACCUUCGUGUCCAUAUGGUAAAACCACCGUUUACAAAACGUGUCUUAUUUUGCUACUGAACUGCAGUCAGUUCAUCUGUAGGUGCUGUAUAGUUAAUCUGUUUGUGCUUUCAGAUUAAAACGAAUAUACCUUUCAGAUGAACACAGAUAAAUGAACACAUUUAAGAGUUGUCGUCGAUGCGUUCUUGAUCUACGAAACUGAUUUUUUUUUGUGUGUGUGUGUGUGUAAUGAGGCUUCUGACCUAAAAUGAGUUUGACACCACUGCUGUAAAGUUUCAGUAUUAAAUCCCUUAUUUCCUUUAUAGCAGACGGUGAGAGACUCUGACACUCGGGUCAGCCAGAAGUUGUGCUGUGUCUUAAUUCACAACUUUUAUGCAAAUAGGAUUAUCUUUUAUUCUGACACCUUUUAGCCAACACUCGCCUUCUCCAGACUAUCUAAUGCUAAAAAUUUAAAUCCUGAUGCUACUGUGCUAAACCUGUAAAGCUAAAUGCCAUAUAGUUUUCGUAAUACAUGAUGCAAAACCGCUGCAUUCUUAUUCUUAAGUAUUUUGCGUUUUGUAUGUUUUUAUGACUGCAGCGUGCAAAACCCAUGACUAAUAUCACCCAGCAUGGAGUGUCCAAUAAAACUCCUUGAAACAUAUCAGCUGCUCAGAGUUAACUAGAAUCAAAUAGGCACUGAGAUACAAAUCUAGAACAGUGUUCAUAUCAAGUCUUCCUUCCUUCAUACCAUAAUAAUUUACAAACGUCUAACUGGUGUAAACUACGGUUGUGUGUGUGUUUUAUAUAUUGACGAUGUUGUGUGGAGAUAUUCAACAACAAAUUCAGAUAUUUGCACUUUAAGCAAAGCUGUGUGUGUGUGUGUGUGUGUGUGUGUUGAAGAACUGCUGAGUCUCCUACGUUGCUUUAAUUUAUCCGAGUCUAUGACAAAAUGUAUAAAACAGUGUCCAGUAUAAUAAUAAUAAUAAUAGUGAUGUUCCAUAAAUAUUAAGUAUAUUGCAUAUUUUAAACUGUUUUAACCGUUGUGGCAUUUAAAAGGCCACAUUUUUCUUAAACAUUGGCAAUAAUUGAUUUUUUUUUUUUUUAAUAUUACAAGACUUACUGUAUUUUUCCAGUUUCAGAUGUUUAGACCCAGCAUUUAUUUUCCAUUAAUUUUGCUGAUGGUUUUUAAUCAACAUCUGUAACCCAAGCAUUUCAAGUUGAACGUUAAUAUGUGUUGACUGAGGACUUGGAUUGCUUGGACAUUCAAGACUCCAUGUAAGUGCCUGAGCGAAUGAUUGGUCUGAAUGCCAAACAUCAAUAGGAGAAUCAGUAAAAUAUUUCACUGUGAUAUUUAUUUUUUGUCGACAGCAGCACUAUUUCUCUUCAGUCCUCACUGCAAACUGUUUUCAUUGAAUCAGUGCAGCACUAAGAGGUCAGAUUUGUACUUUUGACUACUUCAGUUCAUUUAGUGAAGCACUGUGUUUCAUUCCUGUGUCAGAGCAGAGACAAAGACCAGCAUGAUGUCACUGGAUGAAGGUGGAGAUUUAGCAGAUACCCUCAUCCACUUUUUCUGUGAUUCUUUAGAUUGGACAGGCCGUGUUUCGAUAAUAAUGAGCAUUCUAAUCAUGUCGUGCAAUCUGUACCUGAAAUGUACAGUACUAUACAUUCUCGAAUCCAUUUAACAUCUGUUCAAUCUGUAUCUAUUAUGAAAUGGGGGGGAAAGAAACCCCGACUGGUUCAUAUAAACCAACACGCCUCGUAAAGCCUUCCCAUUCUUACCAGUAAACUGGCUAAUCAGGAAAACAGACAUGAAUGUAAUUUCAUCCACAUACACAAAGAUCACCAGCAGGGGGCGAUAUGUGGAUUUGAACAGGGAAGAGGAAGGGGUAAUAGCUAAAAGACGAAUGAAAGACAGCAUAAUUGGAGCCAUAUGCAGAUGUAUAUAGUUAAAACAUUCUAUUCGGAGCCUAAAAAAAUGUCUUUUUGUAAAUUCAUAGCCAGGGUAAAAAUGGAGUACAUUCAGAAACGAGUCUUUUUUGUUGUUUUCUUCUUUGUUGCUCUCUAAACAGAUAUAGAUUGAACUGAUGAUGCAUUAAAUUUCUUCCCUGAGUUUGUGUGUGUGAGAUGUAAACCCGUGUUCAUAUAUAUAUAUAUAUUGUACCUGUAUUAUGAGUAUUGUUUGUAAGAUAAAUUCUGACAAAAAGCACUUACAAAUAUAUAUUUUCUGAUUUCA